UGUGGCACUGACUCUCUGGCUACCGGGAGUGAGAACGAGUGCGGGAGUGAGAGGGCCGAAGAAGGCGGAGGGACAGUCGCGGUGUUUGUGUGAAGUGAUCACUACCACGUCCUCGGGGACCUCCGCAACGUUUUAAUAGUGAUUUUGUAAAUGAAUAAUAACAGACUUUGAAAAGAAAUUCUGCCACUAAAUGUACUAAGGGAUCAAAUCAGAAUUCAUAAAAAAAAAACACGUAUCCUUAAAGUUAAGGGCUGUGCAAAGGUUUUCCGUCUAUCGCUGAGCGUUCAAGUAACUUCAUUAAUAUAACACGCGCAUCCACUUGCACUGGUCUGGUUAAGUGAGAGUGGUGCUGAAACGUUGAUCAUUUGUUAACACAUUUUUUCAGUGAUAAAAUAUUUUUCCCCGAUGGAAGUCAUUGCAUUCAUAUUGGAAAAUGAUUCGGAAAUAGUUUGCGUCUGUCUUUUAUAAAGUUAAAAAAUGAGCAAGCUCCUUUCAUCAGCAAAUGACAUUCGUGGUAGUGGCCAGUCCCACACAAUAGACACCAUUUAGGUUUAAUUAAAUUGAAUCCACCUCUACAUAUUUGGCGAUCAAAACCCGUAACGAUGUGUCAUUUCAAAGAAGAAAAGAAUGUGGAACGCUAAUGCCAUCGUGAUGAGGCUGGUCAUUUAAAUCUUCGAUACAAACGCGUUCGAAUGACAAAAAAUAUGGCGACACCAAGGACAGUAGUAGUUUCCACAUUGCAUAUAACCCUUAGCCAUAACAUGGCGGAGGCGGAGCCUAUUGGCAGAAGUGUGUCAUACGAGGACACAAGUAGUGUGGGUGUGGGUAGAGGAGAGGACACGAAAAGAGCCUUCCUUCAAGGGGGCUUGAAUCCCCUCUCCAAACAAGUCUCCCUCUCAUCCUCCAGUAUUCAGGAUGUUGAUAUUUCAUCCAUUGCUCCAAGCAGACCAACCUCGCUGUCGUCACACAACCUCCUGGCGCCAACCCCUUACAUCAGGACCCAAGGUUUCCAAAGGCCUACCUGGUCAUCCGUUAAAUUCAUUCCGAAACCACUGCCCGAUUCGGUGAAAAAUAUUUUCAGGCAGAAAGACACUUGCCAGAAGACAACUCCCUCCGACCGUAUCUCAAAGGGAGGCUGUCGACUGGGGUUUGGUUCCGGCAGGGGUCUGGGUGUAGGGACUGUGCCAACGUCGGCUAUGAUGGGUGGCACUAAGCUGGCUAUAGUUGCACCCUUGAAUACCUCAGAGGGAUCAAAGGCCAUGACGCAGUCCACCUCUGCCCCUUCUCCCAAAGCCAGUCAUCUAGAACUGACAAAAAACGGCGAAAACAAGUCCAAGGUGGAAACUUCAUCUCAACUGAUAUCAAAAGCUAUUCAACGACUGGCCCCACGAACUCAGGACGUUCAAAGUGUAUCAAACGAUGUCAAAGAACUAUCGGAGAAGCACCCACUUCUUCCCAAGGCCACUUACACCGGACACAUCUCAGAAGCUCAUGACCAGUCAUCACUCAAGCCUCCAUUGCAGUCAUUCCCUUCGUCGCAGAAUCUUUCCGUGACAAAUUCUCGUCCGCAGUUGCCGGUGUCAAAAACUGCACCAUCGUCGCCCACCUCUCCACGUGACGUUCCCUUAAGACGCAGCUUUCAGGACUUAUUCAAUAAUCCAAGUCGAAGCGCACCUGUCAAUUCAGCUUUAUGGAAACCCAACAGGUUGCGACCGUCGUCCCUCUCGGUUUUUGACCAGAGUGUGCAGAGUGGUGUUGUCGGUAAAGGUGUGGGCGGGGGUGUGAUGGAGGAUGGCACAUCCCAGGCCCCCGUAACUGCCCGUCUCGUGUCUUCCUCCAGCUCAGUGCCUGCUUCUACCCAAAGGAAAUCAAGCUCACUUCCUGGCCACUACUCCCGUGGGUCUCACCACUACCAUGCAGUUCCUCAGACUUUCCGUGAUGCCUUCACUACCAGCAAAAGCCCCACACCUCAUCAAGAUGGUGUUUAUGCUGUUUCCAGUGUCCCUGCUGCCCCUCCCCGUGGACCAGCUAGCCCAAGAGGACCAAGGGAGACCACUGUCUCUUCCAUUCACCAACAGCAACAACAAAGGCAGUGGUUGCAACAGCAGCAGCAGCAACAACAACAACAACAACAGCAACAGCUUUACCAACAGCAGAUUUACCAGCAGCAACAGCAGCAGAAGGAAUUGCAAAAAUUGCAAGUACAAAAGCUGCAACAGCAGCAAUUAUCACAACAUCAAAAGUUAACAGAACAAAACCAGAAACCCCAGCAAGACCAACAAAAGGCACAUCACCAAGAGAAAUCACAAAAAUCACAAAAGACAAAAAAUCAGCACAACCAAAAACAAAAUUCUGAUAAACAGUCGUCCCAGACAGAGAAAAAGAAACGUUCUAUACUUAGUGGUAUUUUCAGGAGACGCAAGAAAGAAGUAAGUAGCAGUUCAAGUAGCAGCAGCAGUAGUGAUAGUGAGGAACCUUCACAUAAGCGUGCAAUCCUUAGGCGCCGCAGUAAAAAAAGAAGUUCAAAAGAUCCACUUCCUCCUCCACCUCCACCACCACCUACUGAAGCAUACCUUCAAGACAACAGCAAUUCAGAAUAUGGAAAAAUUGGGGACUCCUCUCUACAUGACAUCAGUAAUAAGACUUCUUUUGAUGAAAGAACAACUUUCCGGGUUGUAGUCAGUAACACUGGAAGUAUGGGAAGAGAAUAUCAGCCACUAGGUAUUCCAGUUUCACCCCCUCAACCAGGGCCUUUAUAUCGGAGAGGUGUAUCAACUUCUCACGAUUCUUUGUCUGUAAGUACAGGUUCAUGGGCACAUGGUCUUCAUGUAUCUCAAAGUUAUUACUCAGGUGGUGGUAUGGGUAUGCGAAGCUCCAGCACAGACACUCUAGGAAAAAAAGAGAGGCGAGAAGCAUUAAAGGCACGAGUAGAAAGGCUUAGAGAAAAAUUUAGAGAUACGAGCUCUGAUGAGGAGAAGGCAUCUGUAUCAUCUCACUCUAUGCAUGGAAGUGAGUCUAGUUUGAAUAACACAAACUCCUUAACUAAGCGAUCAAGGGCAGCCAGAACAGAACGUUUUUUAAGGCGAAAGUCUCAGGAACUUGAAACUUUGAGAACAGAGACUGAAAAAGACAGGCGUAAUCGAGAAGUUGUUCAAGCCAGAAUUCAAGAAAUACAACGAAUCAGAGAAUAUGAGGCAGAGAGGAACAAAUUGAAUGAUGAGCAAAAGCAACUGCCAGAUAAAACUAAACCAAGAUGGAGUGCCAAACUUGUGUAUCAAGAAUCUAGUGAAUAUGAAUCUUCAGUCCUACUUCAAACACCAACGGCUAGUCCUGCUGCAAGUCCUCACAUGAAAAAUAAAUUUGCAGGUCACACUCUGCCUUCUUCAUCUACAAAUGACAAGGUAGUUAUCAUGAGAAACAAGCCUCAAGCUCAACAUGCUUCUAUGACUUUUGGUUUGGUACCUCCUAGUGGAUCUACAAUUAGGAGAAGCUUUCAGGACUUUGAGACACCAGUGCAAGGUGAUUUAAGAGGACAUAGAAGUGCAUCUUAUGACAGUAAUAUAAACAGAGCUUCCUUUGUAAUGCAGAGUCCUUAUGGAAAUAAUUUCAAUGGAAUCUCUACUGUUAGCAAUGUCCAUACCAAUCGAUAUGGCCUGACACCUCCAGCCCCGCCUCCCAGAGAUCGAAGUCGUAUAAUGUCUCCAGGGGAUAGGAGACCUAUGUCUUUUUCUUUUGAAAAUAUCAAUCAAGAGGUUCAUCGACCAAAUUCAAGCCAGUCUAGUAUCAGCAAUUUCACAAAAGGUUCUAGUCCCAGUCCUAGUGUAAGGUCAGUGCCAGCAUACUUCGGCCCUAAAACCAAUAGUCAACAGCUUGAACCUCCUCCUUUCUCAGUUUCAAAUCGACGUUCAUUUUCUGAACAACAGUUAUCUCCACAAGAACAGGUGCAACUGAGACAAAACUUUGGUGCUCCUCCUGCUAGACCAGCUCCCCCAGUAUAUUCAGGUACCCAGUACAGGUAUACUGAUCAACCACCAAACACCUAUCUUUCAAACCAGAGUAGAACCCAAUCACAACAGUCUGUAGAACCUCAAAACUCUUGUACUCCUGGAUCUGUGCAGUUUUAUACAGAUCAGACACCUCAGUAUGCAAAAAUAGUUCCAGUUAGUAGCAUUCCUCCAUCCCCUUCAUCAGAUUAUUCCUCAUAUGUAAGUGAUAAUAGCAUCAGAUUGCAACAAGCAAACACAGCAUGGAGGCAAAAGGAACAAGAAAUAAAAAGUAGAGUUACAUCUCAGAUAGUGCCUCAGAUUCCCAGUGAUUCUUCUCGAUCAAAUAGCCCUAAAGUAGAUAAUCUGUAUCCAAGUGGUAUUGGUCCACAUUCUUUAGGUAGUCAACAAAGAGAUGAAGUUUAUGGCACCAUCCAACCUAAAUCAUCACGUCCUCCUCCAAUUAGUUUAAAACAAGCUGAGUCCCUCAGUUCUCUUUCUGGUCAGAGUGAUGUUUCUAGCCCUGUUCCUAAGAUCAUUGAUUCUGACUCCAGUCAGGGCAGUCUUGCCAAAGAAAAGAAAAAGCCACCACAUAACAGACCCCUUUCAAUGGUUUUGGAGAAGUCUGAAUCUGCUGAAAAGGAAUCUCCCCCUCAUACACCAAAAUCUAGACCGCAACCUCCACGAAGAAAUCACCAGCAAGCAACAGAUUCUAUCCGCGAAACUUCAAGGCGACAGAAGUUUCAACAGAUGAUUAAGCAAAAAAUGGAACAUCCUAAGGAAAGGACUGAAUAUCAAAAAGAAUUUGAAGAAAUGUUCAGAAAAGAGAAAGAGAGGCUAGAGAGGAGUAAAUGUAACAACUUUGAAGAAGCUCUACAAGAAUUAGAAGAAAUCUAUGAGAGCCUUAAGUUAGAUAGUGAAGAUUUAUUAGAUGGUGCUGAGAGAAGAGAUUUGCCUAUUGCUCACCAAAAGUUAAGAGAUGAAUAUCAGGAAACAAGAGAUGAUUCAGCUAGUGAAAAUGGUGAAACAGACUCCACCAUUCAGUGCCAAAGCAGGUCAAGAACACCAAAGUUGCGUCGCUCAGGAGUACCUGAUAAGAAAAUGGAUGAUAUGCACUAUCGCAGAUGUCAGCAAAGCAUACGCAAUCAACCUGAUGUUCAAAAAGCUCUUCAGAUGACUGGUAGCUAUUUACUGCUUUCACCAGCUCAUACAACUCCAGCUGAACUUGAUACUGACUUGCCAAAAGAUCCAAUGCUUGAAGGGGAACCAGAUGUUGUAUAUGAUGAUGUUUCCUAUCGAAACAUCAAACAAGCCAAUUCUAUCAAAGUAAUAGAUCCUCAGCCACCAUUUGGAAUUCCUCUAGGUCCAACUACACAGGCUUCACCAAAUGAUUACUUGCAUGUUACACCAAAAGAAAAUUACAGACCUAAAAUGAUUGCUCGGAAACAGCCAGAUACUACCAUGGAUGAUUUGGCUUUUAGAAAUCUGCGGAAAGAUCAAAGGGAUCAUACAGGUAAGGAAGUUAACGUUGCUGAGCUUGAUGAACUUCUCUCUGAGGUGAAUAGUGAUUCACCAAUACACAGGAGGAAAAUGGUUCGUUCCGCAUCAGCUGAUCGUGCAAGGACCAUACGAAAUGACAGUGAACAAGCCCAAAACAAAGACAAAGGUACUAAACUUCAAACCCCAAGAAGGGUUAAGCACCAACAUGAAUCAAGGCGUGCAGGUCGCUUUACAGAGAGCUUCAAAGAUGCUGUUACAGAUUCUGAAUCAAUAAAUUCAUCCCCUCUAGGCCCCCGUCAUAACCCUAGCUGGCUAGAAAGAGCUAACCUGCUUGACAAUAAAUGGGAUAAUUUAAGCACAAAUACACUUAGUACAAGCACAGAAACUCUUACUGAAAUGUCAUCUGCUAGAGCAGUCUCACAACCUGACAUUCGCCAAGCAAUCAUCCGGGAAGCUCGUGUACCUCCUGGUGGGCCCACAGAAAUGAAAGUUUCAUCUGAAAUCUCUAUACCAUCAGCUGCAGCAGUUAAUGUAACAUUUAAACCCAUCUCUGUACCAAAAUUAGUGAAAGUUCAAACGAUACAAAGUGCCCCAGUGUCACCAGUUGUCGUGGAAAAGAAGCCAUACAGACCUUUAGAUAGCAUAUUUAACAAUAAACCAAAGCCUUUUUAUUUAUCAGACUCUAAAAUUUCAGACCAACAAAACAGAAAAGAUCACGUUGAUAUUGCCAAGCUUGACGCUCUUAUUUCUACUUUAUCCAAAAUUGAAAAUAACGAAGAAUCAAGUGUGAAUAUUCAAGAAACCCCUCAAAAUGAUGAUGGAAGUACGAAAUCAAGUAAUUCAAUUGAAGAUUCGCUAUGUGAUAGAAAUCUACAGUCUCCUGUUGCCGAUCAUGCUGAAGAUGAGAAGCUCUAUGCCAAGGCAAACAUUCAAAAGGCCAUCAAGUUAUCUAUGGCCUUGGAAUCAAGUAGCUCUGAAGGUAAAAGGGUGUCUUCCCGUAGACGUAGUGCAAUAGACUUACCAGUUCAUGAUAAUGAGCCUUCCAGCUCUAGUCUCAGCCUUCUUUCUACUAAUAUCUCUAAUUGUUUGAAUGUUAAUCCAUAUAGUAGCCACUUUCCUAUAAGAAACUCCCCUGAAAGAGUAAAUCUUCUUGAAUUUCACACUUUACCUAUUCCUGCAUCAACAUGUACUGAUAAGGUAGAAUCAAUGAUUGUUGUUUCUCAAAAUGUGCAUGAUAGAGCCAGGAGAGCUCACUCUGUACCAGCGUCACCAAUAGUAGUUGAAGAUGGUCCUGUAUUUAGUAAAGUAUUUGAAGUAGCCUUAUCGAAAAUGUCCAGAGAAAAAAAUAUUGAGAACCAGAAACCUGUCUCAGAAUUUAAAAGUUGUGAAAUUGCUAAGACAAAUGUGCAGGUUAUGCCAAUGAAGGUGGGGUCAUCAACUGAUGAUCCUGUUUCUCUGUCAAAUCCCCAUAUUUCUGAGCUUAAUGACAAUCAAUCUGUGUCAGUAGGAAAAAAUGUUUUAGAUGCUGAGCCUGGAAGUGCAUGUGCUUAUGGCAGUUUUUCUUCAAACUCCUCUGGUAAUGAAAAUUCACUUCUGCAUGCUGCUCUUGAUCUUCAUGGGAAUGCAGAGCGCGAGAGUGAUCGUUACAAAGAGAAGGCUGACAGCAGUGGUCUUAGUCUGGAUUCUUUUGAAGUACCACCCCCACCUUUGCGCUCUUCCUCUUUGCCUCCUUCUCCAGCUCUCCAACCGAGGUCUUUUGCCUUCAACUCUGCUGUACCUUUCAGUGGGCCUCCCUCACCCACAGGGCUCACAUCCUGCCAACCUAACCACAGGAUGCGUGGUGCUAGCUUGCCAGUCAGUGGAAGUGCUGCAAGUGGCAGCAGUUCUGAGGCUGAUGAAAGGAAUACUUUGGUAAGGGCUGGUUCUUUGCCGCCAACCUCAUGGCCCCUGAGAGAAGAACGCAAGACUCCUAGAAACCGAGGAGAUGUGGCUAAUCGUGGGUCACAUCCUUGUCCUUCAGGAGAUCGAGAUGAAGACCAGGAGAGGCUCAAACGUUACCAUAUCGCCAAAGAAUCCUCGUCUGCGGUGAAAGAGCGCAAAGGAACCCAUGCUGAUCCCUCUAGAGGAAAGGAGAAGAGGAGAAACGAGGUCGCAAAGGAGAAGGAGAGAAAGAAGCCCGACACUGAAAGGCAAAAAGAGAAAGACCAGAGAAAGGAGAAGGAAGUCUUGGACAGCGUCAGAGCAGAGGUAGAGAAGACUCUCAUCGACCGGGAGAGGAAGGACCGGAAGAGAGAGCAUGAACGACUAAGAAUACAGGAGAGAGAAAGUCACAGGGCAGAUAGAGAAGGAAGACGACAGCUCCCAGUCACGAGUCCAGAGAAGAGCAAACCGCCUGACAGGGACAGGAGGCAGAUCGAGCCUGAUCGCCAGAAAAGUCGGAGUCAGGAAAGAGAGAGACAGCCACAGUGUACGACGAAGGAGAGUCAAGGUAUAGUCUGCGAGAACACAAUUCCAGACAGCAAACAGAGAGCAGGUAGAGAAAAGAAGAGUCCAGCUGAGCCAAAGAAGGGAACAGACAGAAAUAAGGAAAGUUCAAGUCAAGAAGAUGAAGGGCCACCUGUGUCUCUACCCCUUCAUAAAAAAGAACUAAGCAGCAGCAGCAGCAGUAGCAGCAGCAGCAGCAGCAGCAGGGAAGAGAGCCCCGAGAAGAUGGUCCAGCAAAGCAGCAGCGGAGGCGGUGUAGGUGCGGGGAUGGGGAGCGGCGGGAGUAGUGGUGGGUGUGCCGGGGGAGGGUCUCAGACUGACCUGACGGAGACCGAGAGAGCCGAGAUGGAGCGCCGAGAACGCAUCCAGAGAUACAAGGACGAAAGGAGGAAGCAGAUUGCUGCCAGGUAUGGCAAUGCUGAGUGGUCGUCAUCGGAGGAGAGCGCCACUGGGGAGGAGACCUCAUACAAAUCCUACAGGCGGCGACGGCGGGCUCAGCGCUCCGACGGCCCCGACACCUCCUCCACUGAACAGCUCUCCAAGAAGCAAGAGAAUGGUGGCCGAGGGUCUUCUGAAGGCCGGGGACGUCGACUCACUGGCGGCUCUUCGGAGGAUUUGGCAGGAAGUCGACCCAACAGAACUGCUCGUCCUCGUCAAGGAGCUCGUUCCUCUUCAGGUGUUCUGAGUAACAGCAAUGUAAACAACAACAACAACAACAAUAUAAACAAUAAUAACAACAUCACCAUCAAUAAUAACAAUGCCGUCCAAGAGUCAACCAGAGACGCUACAUUGUUGACAGAAGGUGUGGGAGAGAGAGGUCGAGGAGAAGCAUCGCCCGAGUUGACACCAACCAAGAGGCCCCAGGAUCAGGGUGAGUUACGUGGAGGAGUAGGGGUCGACUCUGCAGACUCCACCACUCUGAGUGGCAGCGAUGGGCGCAGUGGGCGCCGUCGAGCAGCAGGGGAAGAACGAGACAAAUCCAAUAAGCGCAAGUCCAACCUUAAUCGCUCGACCACUACUGAGGAGGUUGUGGAUCCUUACCCGCCUUCUGCUCUUCCCAGCGACAGUAACGAGGACACACCAAGGCGACGGCGACGUCGAGCUCCUGUAUCUCCUGUAGGGGGAAGUUUUUCUUCCGUGGGGUCAUCUGAGCCACUCAAGACCCCUGAGGUAGUGCGUCAUGUUGUGUCGCGACUCACGCCCCCUGCCAGCCCUCCCACCCAUGCAUCACCGCCUUCACCCACACGCUCUCACCUGUCUCCCCAGCCAACCCAACCACCUCAUACUUUCCAGCCUAUACAGCCUGCCACUACACAAGGCACAACACAAUCUGCACCAUCCACUCUUGAUGUCCGUUCACGCUCCUCACAGAGCCACUCUCAGGAGUCAAGACGUGCAAGUUCAGGAUUAGGGGAACGCAGCGAUCGCUCUGAAACAGAUGACACUUUGCGUAAAGUGCCUCCAAAAUUGGCACCUUUGCGGAAACCUGAUAUUCCCGAUGUAUUGCGACCAAAAGAAAACACAUCACUAUCAUCCCCAGGUGUAGUUAAUACCCCCCCAAGUUCACGACCGUCCUCUGUAGUUCUUGAAAAGCCGCCACCUGCACCUGAAGGUGUGAGACCUGCAGCUUUUCGUUCCUCUCUUCGGAAGCCUCCAGAUACAGGUACUUGUUUUAUGGCAGCUCGAAGAGAAAAACGUGACGAAGCAAAACCAGAAUUUUUCAGAGAAGUUCAGCCAAAGCCUAAGAAAGGGGACCGAUUGUCUAAAUCUGAUAUGAAUCUUAAAGCUGAAUCUAGUUUCUGUGGGAAGUCGCAUGACCCAACAAUGCCUGGAAAUUCUGAUUUGGAAGUAUGUACUUCAUCUCCUUCUCUGAAUACAGACUCUGUUGCUGGCAGUAUGACAGAAGAAGCAAUGAGUUGUCAUUUGGAAGCCUUAACUGCCCAGGCAAGAGACACAUUAGAACGGGCUGACACCUUGAAAGAUGAAUUGCUUCCACCUAUGCCAAAAAAUGUUCCACCUGAAGAUAGUGCUGAAAACAUGGUCAAUGAGUGUGAACAGUAUCUUAAUGUAAAUGCUCACAGCAAAAAGGAUUCCAGUCCUCGCCUUUGUCAUCGUGACCUUUCAUUGACUGGUACUUCUGUUAGUACACUACAAACUCCUUCAACUAUGAAGGGUAUUGUUUCUGACAGUGGUCAGAAAAACGGGGUCGGGGGCUCUGAAGGGCAUGGUAAAGAAAGUAAGCGGAUGGCUUUGGAAAAAGAAAUAAGUAAAGAUGCAGAUGAACCAAAAAGGGAAAAAGGUGCUACAGUUGCCUCCGCUAGAACUUCAGGGCCCCCGAUUCCGGCUUUUCAAGCAGAUGAUGAUGUUAGUCCUCCACCAGAAGAAGUUGUUCAUGGUUUACAGCAUACUGGAUAUGAGGAUGAGGAUGAGGGCUCCCCUGAUUCAUAUUCAGUGAGAAGUCCAAGUCAUAGUGGUGGAAAACGAGGGUCACGGCGUUGUUCAUUGGAUGAGGAUGUUCCUCGCACAAAUUCUCCUGAUCCACAGUCGAUAUUGAAAAGACGUUCAUCAAGAGAAGAUGUUGUUCCUGAUCGUCCCACAACGCCCGAACCUCACAGUAUUCUUAAGCGCAAGACCAGCUCAAGGAAUUCAAGUAUUGAUAUUUAUGAUGGAGAUCCAAAGCCAAUUUUGAAGAAGAAAAGUAGUGUUGAAGAGUUAGACCAUUUUGAACCAAGGCCCAUACUUAAGAAAAAAUCCUCAACUGAUGAUGAACUUGAUGACAGGCCAAGGUCCAUUUUGAAAGGUGGAAGAAGUAGGGAAGACCUUGACAUUGCUGAAGGUCUUUCAUCCCCAAAUCCCAUUCUGAAAAGGUCUCCCCGUUGUGAGAGUGAAGGUGAGGGAGAGUUACGACCUAUUUUAAAGAGACGCGAGACAACGGACGGUGUUCGUCUUCGAUUGCAUGUGUCUGACGGAGAAGAUGUGGAUGGUGAGACUCCCAGUGUAAGAGUGAGAAGUGACUCUGCACCUGAGGCAGCAAUUCGCAUGCGUGGACACUCACCUCCUGCACUCUCUGCUGCUCCAUCUCAUGGUAUUUUAAAGAAACGAGGCUCUCACUCCCCUGGUCGGCUUGACCAGAUGGACAAUGAACUUGGUGCCAUACUAAGGUCUCGUAGGUCUAACGGGGUGGAAGGUAAUGACAGUAGCAAUGGAGAAGAAACACCUGCGAGGCCUGUUAGUCCAUCGCUCGUUGCUUUAACAAGAAGGGAGUCAUCAGGACGUUCUGGUGACAGACCUCUUAGUGUAGCAGAGAGAGUUGCAGGAAUGGAAGCAGCCUGUCAGGAACCAGUUCCUUCUGCUGCUUCAUCUUCAGCUCAACAACGGUCACCUACCCCAACAAGAAACCCGGGUGCAAGACCCAAGGUUAUGCCGUCCCCCCCGGAACGUCCUGUUUCUCUCACGGACAAGGACAGAGAAAGUCGAAGAAAUAGCAGCAGUGCCUUUGGCUUGACACCAGAUUCACCACCAGGUGAUGAUGGCGUUGAGGCAAUCAACGAAGCAUUUUUGGACCGUCCAGUUGUAGCUGAAGCCUACAACAGUGCCAUGAUAUCUCAGAACCUGGAGGGAACACCCCAUUCCAGUUCAUAUGAUGUACUACCUUCUUCUGUUUCACAAAAGGCAGCCUUUUUCGCACAACUUGAGCAGAAGUCUGUGUCUGACACCUCUUCAGUGGCCAAGCGCACUACUCGUUUCAAUCACAGAAGAGAUCGAGGAGCAAGAUUUGAGGAGAUUGCAAACUACUUUGAAGUACAUGCUACACAACCAGUCACUGAAGAUGAAGUUAGUCAAGCUUCCCGUCUUGCUGAAGCCUCUGAUUCAGGUUCAGCCUCUCGUGAUUCUGACUCUCCUCUGCAUAGAGAUUCCAAGCUUUGGAUGCCUGCUACACAAGAGACCAGUGGCAGUCAUGUCAAGAACAGCAUUGAUGACAAUAGCAUUGCUGCGAGUAGUGUUGAAGCUCGUGUGGCAUUGUGGACUCAGAGGAUGGAACAGGAACUAGCACCCUCUCGCCCUCUUGAUGGUGCCACAGGUGCUCGUCGCCGUUCUCGAUCUUCCCGUUACAAGACUCAGCCUGUGACUGUGGAGGAAGUGGCCCAUGCGCAUGCUCUGAAUAACCAACAGGCAAUGAAUCCCCUAGGAUGCAACUCUGAGGAACAGGAAAUAGCAAGUGGAUUUCGGGCCACUCGUGAGGCAGUUAUGAAGUCUGCUGGAGAGGUGAUACAGGGUCUCACCCCAGGGUCUUCACCAAGGCUACGCUUAGCAACCAGGAAAACUUCUCUCAAUGAACCAGAGGAAAACUACUCAUCAGAUUCUAUACGAGGAAUUUUGAAAUGGGAGGGCUCUCUGGGAAACAAAGAGAUACCACGAGAUAGUCCUCGUUCCAUAUUGAAACACUACUCUUCGGAUUCUCGUCGCGCAUCCUUUUCUGAGUCUGAUCAGCCAAGAGGUAUUUUAAAGCCAGAGAGUCCUUUACCCCCUCCUGUAGGAUCUCCUGACCAUGAAACCAAGGUACUCAGGGGAGUCUUGAAAAAAGACUCAAGCUUAGAGGAUUCCAAGGAGAUCAAAUCUAUAUUAAAGCCAGAAUCUGAAUUCCUGGAUCCAGAUCAUUCCUCAGAUUCUUCCUCAGAUGAUGUGACUUUGACUACUGCAAGCACUCCACAGAUACCUGAGUGUGAUAUAGCAGAUUCCAUUCGUGAAAUAGACCCCAUUCGCCAUAGAGAAGAUCAGUACAAAGUAGAUCUUCAUAAAGUAGACCCUUACCAUCGUGCUGAUUUUGCAGAAGCUCUGAGACAGGUUGAACCUAUUAAAGCUAAAGAUGACCUUGCUGAAGCUCUUAGGCAGAUAGAGCCUAUUAGAGCAAAGGAGAGAGGCAAGGAUAAGGAAGAAAAGAUUGAUACAGUUUCUUCUCUUGAUAAUUAUUCCUAUUCAUCUGCUAAAUUUACAAGCAGUAUGGCAGCCACAAUGGUAUCUUCAACAGCUACUAGUACUUCAUCCACUGAAAGUGAAACAAAAACUACUGUUAUUAAAAAUGAAGCCAUUAUGAGAAGAAGAAAUGCACAUUCAAAGAAAUAUGAGGAUAGGCGAAGUAUGGUGGAGUUGCGCAGCCUUGAGAAGGCGAGUGAAGUCAUUGAAGAGGCGGCGAGAGACGCAGCCUCCCUUUCCUCGUCCUCUCAGGCGGAGGCCACAGCGACGACGACGACGAGUGAGUCUUCCGACUCGGGCGACGGAUUCUUGAGGAGCAGCCCUUGGAGAAGUAGCGGGCGACGGUCGCCCGCCGAUAUGGACGCUACGCAGAUUCUGAGGCAGUCCCCUCUGUUCCGGAACCGGACUGCUUCCCCUUCAAACUCCCAAGAAGAAGGCGACAGCCCUUCCAAAGACGGCGCCCCGGCUGCUGCGCUUCGGAGUUCUUCUCCUAUCUCGUCCAUCAACGCCAGAUUAGCGGCUCUACAAAAGAAUGGGGAGGAUGGAUGGAAAAGCAGAGUCAAGAAGGACGGCAGUGACGCCAACUCUGAGGUCAAACUCAGGCCGAAGUCUUCAGUUGGCCAACGAGAAAGACCUGUCAGUCUUAUGGAAAGAAUGUCUGCCCUUGAAACAUCAUCCCAGCAGUGGAGAGGUCGAGUUACUCAGUCAGAUGCUGCCAAGUUUACAGUGGCCCAUAAAAUUGCUUCUCAGUCUGCAUCUAAUGUGCCAUCACUUCUCAGUGGUGGAAGUCCACAAGUCACAGUUUCACCAGAUCUGUUAAGUACGCCAACAGGUAGUCCUUUAGCAGAACGCAAGAAGAGAUCACCUUGCCAGAAGAUCUUCAAAAGUAAAACUGGAGGAAAUAUUCCAUCUAUCUUGAAUAAAUCCAGCCCAGUUGCAUCGAGGAAGGAUUUCAGAAGAAGUUUCUCCUCUCCAAAUGAUAAUGAGAAAAAUGACGUUGUCAUCGAGGGAACAAGUGUUUCAGUACCCCAAGCAGAUGAUGAAACCUUUGAUGCAUUCUUCUCCAGGACCACAAUAGAAUCUGUUCAAGAUGAAACACUCACCCUUGGAGAUGAAGAUUUGGAUCACAUCUCUGAAACAGCGUCACAACUAUCUCUGGAAGAGGAUGAUUUUGUUAUUAAAAGGCGUAGUGUGCGUGUGAAUCGACGUCAGGGCACCACCCGUAAUCCACUGAGAGCAUUGGCUGCACGUGAAGAUAUUAAAGCAGAAUAUACAGAAGUCAAAAUGGGUGUUGGAGAAAGAGAACUUAGGAGAAUGAAGGUUGAAGAAUUGUCAAAGGCAUCACCAAUGGCAGUUGAAGCUCUUGCUGGUCUUGCCUCAAAGGAGAACUUCUCAGCUGUUGCCCUAAAGAAAGUGGAAAAUAACCCUAUAGUCCGUGAGAUGGCACCAUAUUCUUCUCUGAUGUUACUGCAAGUAAAAGGAAGGCGCCAUGCACAGACAAGAUUGGUUCAACCUAUCAAAUCCAGUAUUAAUCAAGGAGAUGACUUCAUUCUUAUAACACCUAGUGAUGUUUUCCAUUACAAGGGUGAAUUUGCCAAUGUUAUUGAGAGAGCCAAGGCUGCUGAAAUUGGUCAGUACAUUCUUCAACAAAAAGACAUGGGCAUCAGUACAGCAAAGAAUCUCAUAGAGGUUGACGAAAAUUCGUCCAGUGAGAGAAAGAAGAGGUUUUGGUCUUUGUUAGGUGGAGAAAGCAGUACUGUAGCUAAUGUCAGUGGAGCUGUUGAUGAAGAUGGCUAUGUAGAGGCAUCCCUUGUAGCUGCUAAUAAAAUAUAUGAAGUCCAGGAAGAUUCUCUUGUACCUGUUCCAGAAGCCUGGGGGCAGAUGCCAAAAUACGAAAUUUUAAGUUCAGACAAGGUGCUAGUGUUUGAUUUUGGAGCAGAAUUAUACGUAUGGGCUGGAAAACGAGCAUGUGGAGAUGAACGCAAGGUUGGACUUGCUUUAGCCAGAGAGUUGUGGGAAGAAACAUAUGAUUAUUCUGACUGUGAUAUAAACCCAAUUAUGCCAAUGACUCCUCUCUCACAGGCUGAACUGAUAGGGUCCCGACCAGAAUGGGGCAUGUGUGCCAAACUUACAGAAAAUGUUGAAACUAUUCUCUUCAAAGAGAAAUUCAUCGAUUGGCCUGAUACAGCUCAGCAGUCACGUAUUAAGGAAGUGAAGAAAGAUUUAAAUCGUUAUGUGCCUCCAGUGAGUGAACUUCAACCUUGUGAUGCAUCUGUUAUGCUGGAGACAUUACCCCUGGAACCAGAUUUAGUGUUGGAAAUGAGCCAUCUAGGCAGAGGGGUAGAGUACUAUGAUGAGGAGGAACGUCGACUUUUGAGCAUCUCUACUAACGAUUACAAAGUGUGGCAUGUGUCUGAAUAUGGGAAGGUCUUAGUCGAAGCUGCUGUCAACAACCAUUUGUUUGCGGGAGAUACUUACGUGGUUCGAUGGUACUACCUUGUUACUGCUACAGGAAGAACUCUAAAGGGUGAACCUUCCAAGCACAACGUAACUGGCAGAUCACGUGUAGCCUAUUUCUUCUGGCAGGGAAGAGGGAGCUCUGUUUCAGAUAAAGGUGUAUCAGCUUUAAUGACCGUUGAGCUUGAUGAGGAGCGAGGUCCACAUAUUCGUGUCUCAAUGGGCAUGGAACCACCAGCAUUUUUAAACCUUUUCAAAGGAGGAUUAGCUAUACACAUGGGCCAUCAUGAAGAUACCUCAGAAAAGAACUCUUGUCGAUUGUAUGUUGUUCGUGGAGAGAUGGAAAAUGAAGGUCAUUUGGUUGAAGUAGAUCUUGAUGCCAUGCACUUAAGGUCUCGUGGCUGUGUAGUUCUUGUAAAUAGCAUCUCAAGCACCAUACAUUUGUGGCAUGGUGCCAAAGCUCUUCGUCAUACACGAAAGGUUGGUAGUACUGUUGCUCAAAGGCUUUCUCAAGCACCUGAAUCAAUAAUGGGAUGGAAGACUGGAUCAUCUGUCAAAAUCAAGGAGCAGUUUGAAGGAGCAGAAUCCCGAGACUUUUGGGAAGAUCUUGGAACACCAGUCAAGAAUGCCAAAAACAAGUACUUUUCGCUGCUUGAAGAUGAGCAUACAUAUGACUGGACCCCUAGAGUGUGGCAUUUAGCUGCCACCCCUGACUCUUUCCAAGCUACUGAAUUGAUUUGCAGCUACAGAAGCACUUCAGUACCUAACCCACUCCCAAUUUUGCAACAGGAUUUAUACUCAGUACCACAGCCAGCUUUGUUUAUAGUAGAUGGUGGUCAUCGAGUCUGGGUAUGGCAGGGAUGGUGGCCAGCAGAAUCAUCAGAGGGAGAAGAUUUUAGUGCAACUGGCUCUGCAGUUUUGCGCUUUAACUUUGCUCGACGUGCUGCUUUGGAAACCGUACUUGAGUAUUGCAAGCUGAAAGCAAAAGCUCAAGCAAAGAUUUUAGCUGCCAAAAGCUAUAAAAAAGUUGAAAUUGACGUUGAUGUUGUGGAACCUUAUUUGGUAGUAGGAGGGAUGGAGCCAUUGGAGUUCACAAGCUUGUUUCCAGUAUGGAUGCCAAGGGAGGAUGUAACUACAAUUCAGGAAAAGGAAUGUCGCUGGAAACAUGGUGGCCAAUAUUUAGUUAGUGACAUUCUGGCUCAGCUGUCUCGUACAUGUUAUUCCAUCGCUGAGCUGACUACAAGACCACUACCUGAUGGUGCUGAUCCUCUACAUCUUGAGGUGUACUUAAGUGAGGAUGAGUUUAGUAAAGCUUUAGGAAUGACCAGGGAUGAAUUUUACUCUUUACAAACAUGGAAGCAGACUGAAAUCAAGAAAAAAGCAAAUUUGUUUUAAAAUAUCAAUUUCAAAAUGUAGAUCUAUCAAAAGAACUAACAGUAGUUCAUGGUACAAAUUGAUUAUGCAUGGUAGGAAUUCUAAUUCUUCAUGGUGAGGUAAAUGUUCAUGAUAUUCUCCCUUGCAUAUUGUCAAUUGUGAGUUCUUGAUCAUUUUUAUUAUGGGAAAUUAGGGCUACUUCAUUGAACCUUAUUUGCACAAGGCUUCUGUGGUUAUACUAGUAGGUGUGAGUGGAAAGUUGGAGUAUAAAAAAAUCCUUUCCAUCCCUUAUGUCUUUCCAUUUACCUUUGGCUACUGUUUUAUGUGCCUUUUCAUGCUAGCAUGCAUUCUUUUGUCAAUUUUAAUGUCAUUGUCAUUGCAUAUGUAUACUGUAUGGUAUUUCAUAUGAAAGAAGCAAAACUACAGUAUGUCGCACCUCCCCCAUCUUCCUCCUCCUUCUGGCAUAUCCAGGUAACAUUUUCUGUGAGAGUCUGGAUAUUACUUAGCCACAUCAGCCUUACUACUGACACUUUAGUUAUACGUAUGUCAUUUAGUCCUCCAAAAAUUGAGUGACACACAAAGAGCGUGAUAUUAUUUUGCUCUCUCGUGUUACUUGAGGUGAUGCCUGUGCCUUGUCAUUAUUUAAUUCUUUGUUCUUUUGUGGUAUUGUCAUGUGACAGUUAAAUAUAGCCUGACAUGCAAGCCCCUUUAAGUCUAGUCCCAGUAUUGGUUUAUAUGGAAGUGUAUGGGGUUAGAAGUCACACUUUAAUACCAUAUUAAGAUCAAAUAUAUCUUGUACAUUUAGGUACUUAAGAAUGACUUUUUUCAAAUACAGAAAGUGUAUAAAUGGUAAUAUUGAUGAGUAAUGUAAUACGUAUCAUCAAAAUAUAAAUGAAGAAAGUUUAUUCCUUUUUAAUCCUAAAAUCUCUGGUUAAAGUUGUAAAUAAGUGAUGCAUUUGUACUUUAUAUGUUGUAUUUUAUUUUGACGAUGUGAAUUAAUUGAAUAUCUUUUGAUGCAGAUUAGUUAUAUUGUAAAGUGUAAUGUAAAUAUGAAGGCCUUUUUGUAAUUUUGCUACUUUAUAAACUGUACAGAUUUGUUUUACAGUGCCUGCAAAAAUUUUGGGCACUCAUUGAAUGUAGAAAAUUAUGUAAUUAGCCAUUUUCAUGUUUUCUCUACUUGGUUUUGUGAUAUUUAAUCCUAAAGUGGAUCAAGUGAAAGAGAAUUUUUUAUCAUUUCUGUCAGAAUAGCUGGUGUAGAAAUUAAAAUUUUUUGGUUAUAUUUACAAAAUCCAUAUGAAAGUAUUUUUCAUACUUAUUGCUUUAAUUUUUCUUAUAAUGUUCAUUAAUUCUACUAGAAAGUAAUAAGGAUUCUCAUAUUACUUGUAUUAAGCCAAAGAUCGAGUGGCAGUCUGUGUGCUGAUUUUUAUUCUUUCGGAGUUUUUCUUCAAUCCCUGUUUUAGAAAUUCAAUAAUAAGGUUUUUGUCGUUCGCAUUCAGUUUUAUAGAACAAAAUUAUUUAAAAAUUUGUAUUUCUAAAAACUAACAAGCAAAAUUCACGAAAGUUAAAUUGUAUUGCAUCUAUUGGAGCAGUACAGUUUUCCCACAUAAUUAAUUAUUUUAAUGAUUUUACAGUGCUUUCUUCUAAAGUAUGCUUACAAAGUGUAUAUAGAAAUAUGUAAUUUAUGCUGAAUACAUGUGUCUUUCCACUAA
Macrobrachium nipponense is the source of this 18481-nucleotide messenger RNA. RefSeq lists its product as uncharacterized. The record is from RefSeq and is a predicted model, not a curated record. Gene Ontology annotation, biological process: actin polymerization or depolymerization; cytoskeleton organization; actin filament severing. Gene Ontology annotation, cellular component: cytoplasm; actin cytoskeleton. Lineage: Eukaryota; Metazoa; Arthropoda; Malacostraca; Decapoda; Palaemonidae. The coding region runs from base 693 to 16793 and encodes 5366 amino acids. Gene Ontology annotation, molecular function: actin filament binding; phosphatidylinositol-4,5-bisphosphate binding. The transcript is spliced from 36 exons.